AUGCAGGAAAUUAAACAUAUUCAAGAUAACAAUAAUUUUAGUUACUCUGGAGCAAAAUUAGCUUCUCCCUCGAGUAUUCAUUCUCAAGUAUCGCCCAACGUAAAUAAUAAUAAUUAUAAUAAUAAUUAUAAUAAUAAUUAUAAUAAUAAUUAUAAUAAUAAUUAUAAUAAUAAUUAUAAUAAUUAUAAUAAUAAUAAUAAUUAUUAUAAUAAUAAUUAUAAUAAUAAUAAUAAUUAUUAUAAUAAUAAUUAUAAUAAUAAUAAUAAUUAUAAUAACAAUAAUUAUAAUUAUAAUAAUUAUAAUAAUAAUAAUUAUAAUAAUAAUAAAAAUUAUUAUAAACACAAUAAUUAUAAUAAUAAUAAUAAUAAUAAUAAUAAUACAGAACGUAAAAAUACAGAACUUUCAUCUCAUAGCAGUUAUAGUUCCAUUGGUUCCAUUAGUGAUGGAUAUUAUUUAGACUCCACUCCACGUACUUCAAUUACUACGCUGGCAUCAUCAUCAUCUAUCACACUUAAUAAUACCGAUCGGCUAGAAUUUAAUGAGACUGAUGAAUUAUAUAGAUUACCGGAAUUUAAAGUGAUAUCUAUUUUACAAAGAGAUGAUUUAGAAAUACCAGAAAUAGAUAUAUGGAAUGGUCUUAUCACUUGGGGUAUAAAAAACACUCCAUCAAUUAAUUUUGAUGACUAUGAUACCUCGAAUUGGUCAUCACAAGAUUUUAUUGCACUUCAAAGAACAUUAAAAAAUUGUAUACAUUUGAUUCGAUUCUUUCAAAUAAAUACCGAAGAUUUUGCAAGAUAUGUUGCUCCUUAUAAACAAAUUAUACCUCAAAAAAUAAUUGGUAACUUUUUACGUCAAAAAAUUACUGGACAUCUUGAAUUAUCAACGAAAUCCACGUUAUUACCUCCAAGAAUACCUCCAACUUUAAUAAAUUCUAGAAUUCUUACUGAUCAAAUUGUUGGAGGUUAUAAUCCAAUAAGUUAUCGAAGACGUGAUAGUUUUAUAUUGAAAAAAAAUAAAAAGGAUGAUAAUUUAAAGCAAAAAGAUUCAUUCAUAUUUUCUUUUGGAUCAUCUUAUUAUCCUGAAGAAACAGCAAUUAUUAGUAAAGUAGAUCCACAAUAUACAAAAGAAACAAGAUUAAUAAAAAAUUCUUUGGAUGGACCAUGUUUUGGUUUGGGUCCAGAUCUUUGGAUUAAAUUAAAUAAAUUGGACGAGAAAAAGGUUCAUCAUUGUGUUUUCACCUACGAAAAUAGAAUUUUAAAUAAUGAGAAUGUAGAAUGGGAUGAUAUAGAAGUAUUUCAAGUUGAAAAAAAUGAAUAA
This is a messenger RNA of Diversispora eburnea, 1317 nucleotides long. The record is from the annotation of a GenBank genome assembly. NCBI's taxonomy places the organism in Eukaryota, Fungi, Glomeromycota, Glomeromycetes, Diversisporales, Diversisporaceae.